This is a messenger RNA of Stereum hirsutum FP-91666 SS1, 642 nucleotides long. RefSeq lists its product as uncharacterized. Gene Ontology annotation, molecular function: bis(5'-nucleosyl)-tetraphosphatase (asymmetrical) activity. The record is from RefSeq and is a predicted model, not a curated record. Gene Ontology annotation, biological process: AMP biosynthetic process; ATP biosynthetic process. Lineage: Eukaryota; Fungi; Basidiomycota; Agaricomycetes; Russulales; Stereaceae. The annotation marks the transcript as partial. The transcript is spliced from 3 exons.
CCUCCUCAGCCUAGGCCUGCCACACCUCUAUCUGAAUGGUCAUCACCACCAAUCCCAGAUAGCCAGUUUUUUGCUCGCGACUUUAUGCUGGCGGCGUCCAUGGUGAUCAUACAGCCUUCGACUGGCAAAGUUGUGGUUGUGAACGACACGAAGAGGCAGUCGUGGUUUCUACCUCGGGGCAGGAAAGAUGUCGGGGAAAAUCUAGAGCAGUGUGCUCUGCGAGAGGCAUACGAGGAGUCUGGCUUUCGUGCGGAAUUCUUGCCGGUGGUCACCUACUCUCGCGCCCCUCAUGCGCCACAGUCAGCCACUCCGGAUUCCAACCCUGUGGAUCCUUGGGGGAUAGGCAAAAAUACGGAGCCUAUAUACAUCACGACUCAACGCUGGGGUCCUAAACGGUUCGGAAAUGGGCAUGUUGACAAUGGCGGCAUCUACCAAGCGUUUUACUAUGUCGGUCAGAUACCGGCUGAUGCGGUACGUGAAGAGAAUACCGGUAUGCCCGACGAACAGACCUACGUCGGGACACUAUUGGACCUCGAAGAAGCACUGAAGUUGUUGUCGCCCAGUGAAGGCCGAGUGGCACUGAUGGCGUACCGCCUUUGGAAGCAGACUCUAGAGCUCGAGGAAGAGGCUCGAAAUAAGGAC